Sesamum indicum (sesame) is the source of this 1827-nucleotide messenger RNA. Its product is annotated as cytochrome P450 71D95-like. Lineage: Eukaryota; Viridiplantae; Streptophyta; Magnoliopsida; Lamiales; Pedaliaceae. Gene Ontology annotation, molecular function: iron ion binding; heme binding; oxidoreductase activity, acting on paired donors, with incorporation or reduction of molecular oxygen. The record is from RefSeq and is a predicted model, not a curated record.
CAAACGCACACAAGAACUAAGAUCUAAUUGAAACGGAGUUGGUAUACAUCUGUUCCAAUCUAAUAUCCUUCCCUGAAUAUACAUGCGAGAGCAGGUGAUGGAGAUCCAGCUGCCCUUUAGCUUCACUACUCUCCUGCUUUUUUCAUCUUUCAUCUUUUUACUAAUCAGGGCAUGGGAGAAACUCAAUUCUCCCAAAAAAUACGAGAAAUUGCCUCCAAGCCCGCCAAAGCUGCCGGUGAUUGGGCACCUCCACCACUUGGUGGGCGGGCUGCCACACCAUGCACUCAGGAGAGUAGCCCAAAAGUACGGACCCGUCUUGUAUCUGAAGCUUGGAGAAGUUUCAGCAGUCGUGAUUUCAUCACGGGAGGCUACUAAGGAGGUGGUCAAACUUCAGGACCCUGCCUGCGCAGAUAGACCCGAAAGCAUCGGCAGUAAGAUCAUGUGGUAUGAUUACACUGAUAUCGCCUUCAGUGCCUACAACGAGUACUGGAGGCAAAUGCGUAAGAUAUGCAUAUUGGAGCUUCUCAGCGCUAAGAAUGUCAAAUCUUUCGGGUCCAUUAGGCAGGAUGAGGUGUCCCGUCUUAUGAAAUCUCUUCAGUCCUCUUCUGGACAAGCCAUCAAUCUGACGGAAAAGGUGUUCGCGUUCACGAGUUCCAUCACCUGCAGGGCGGCGUUUGGUAAAGUGAUGAGGGAUCGCGACGUGUUGAUAGCCAUGUUAAAGAAGGCGGUUACCAUGGCCGGGGGAUUUGAGUUGGCUGAUCUGUUUCCCUCUUCCAAGUUGCUGCAUGUUCUCAGUUGGAACAAAUACAAGCUGUUGCGGAUGCGGCGGAAGCUUGAUACAAUUCUUGAUGCCAUCUUGGAGGAGCAUAAACUGAAGCAGAGUGGAGAGUUUGGUGGUGAAGACAUUGUCGAUGUUCUUCUCAGGAUGCAGAAAACUGGAGAACUCCAAUUUCCCAUCACUAAUGACAACAUUAAAGCCGUCAUUUUUGACAUGUUCUCUGCCGGAACUGAAACAUCAUCAACUACCAUCGAUUGGGCCAUGGCAGAACUAAUGAGAAACCCUCGGGUGAUGGCAAAAGUACAAGCAGAGCAGAAAGAAGCCUUUAAGGGAAAGACGACGGUGGAAGAGAGCGACGUGCAGGCUCUCAAAUACCUGAAAUUGGUGAUCAAAGAAACAUUCAGGCUGCACCCUCCAAUCCCAUUGCUCCCAAGAGCAUGCAGAGAUGAAUGCAAAGUUAAUGGGUACACAAUUCCUCUCAAAUCCAAAGUCAUGAUUAACAUCUGGGGCAUGGGAAGGGAUCCCGAAUAUUGGCACCAACCCGAGACCUUCCAACCCGAAAGAUUCGACAACAAUUCCAUUGAUUUCUUGGGGAAUAACUUCGAAUACAUUCCAUUCGGGGCAGGAAGAAGGAUUUGCCCGGGUAUGAAUUUCGGGUUGGCGAACGUGGAGCUUCCGUUGGCAAAACUUCUCUACCACUUUGACUGGAAGAUGCCGAAAGGAAUGACUCCAGAUGACAUAGACAUGACGGAAGCGGAAGGAAUUGCGGUCUCAAGAAGGAAUGGUCUUGUCUUGGUUCCCUCAAUAUACACUGCUUCCACUUGACAACUCACGACUCUUCACUGCUGGGAGAUAUUGCCGCAUAAAAUAAAAUAAUUAUUGGUGUUAUUACAAGUAAACAGAUGAUGUAUUUUUAAUCAUAGGUCAAUUUCAGUUAAUUUGUUGCCUACAAUACACUUAAUUCAUAAAAAAUACAUAUAAUUUUUUUAAAAAAAAAUCAACCAUAAGUAUAGUAUUAUAAUACAUGCAAUCCAAAUUUUAUAGGAUUA